Messenger RNA from Cucurbita maxima (winter squash), 624 nucleotides. RefSeq names its product putative homeobox-leucine zipper protein ATHB-51. Gene Ontology annotation, molecular function: sequence-specific DNA binding; DNA-binding transcription factor activity, RNA polymerase II-specific. Gene Ontology annotation, cellular component: nucleus. The coding region runs from base 1 to 624 and encodes 207 amino acids. The record is from RefSeq and is a predicted model, not a curated record. Gene Ontology annotation, biological process: positive regulation of DNA-templated transcription. The transcript has 3 exons. NCBI's taxonomy places the organism in Eukaryota, Viridiplantae, Streptophyta, Magnoliopsida, Cucurbitales, Cucurbitaceae.
AUGGAGUGGAAUAAUGGCAGUCUCAUUCCAUCGCCCUACACCUCCUACAACUAUUACUACAAUUACAAUUACAAUUUGGAUGAGUUUCCUGUGUUAGAGGCGAAGAAGCCGGAGGUGGAAAGUGUGGUUGGAGGAGUGGAUGAGAAGAAGAAGAAGAACAGGUUGAGUCAGGAUCAGUUGGAGUCGUUAGAGAGAUGCUUUCAAGAGGAUGGGAUGCUUGAUCCUGAUACUAAAAUGAAGCUAUCAAAGGAACUUGGCCUCCAACCAAGGCAAAUUGCUGUCUGGUUUCAAAAUAGAAGAGCUCGCUGGAGGACUAAGCAGCUUGAGUAUCUCUAUCAUACCCUCAAACAAGAAUUUGACACCAUCUCUAAGGAAAAACACACCCUUCAACAAGAGGUGUUGAAGCUAAGAAGCAUGCUAGGAGAACAAACGAUGUCGAAUGAAGAGCCAAUGGCAUACGAGGAUGCCUCCGGGGAAGCGACGGUGGAAAGCACGUCGGUGGGGGUAAUUGGGAGCUGUAACAAUUACACACACAAUAAUGUGGAAGAUUUGGUUAAAAUAUCAGGUUCGGGUCCUCCAUUCUGGUGGGGUGCUGAGGCUGCUCAUUUGCCUUCCUAUCCUUAA